AUGUACACAAGAUGUCUCCUGAAAGCCACGUAUCCGAUUGCUAGGACCUGGCGUCUUUCGAACACACACUUCGUUCCGUUUCGGUUCUUUUCAUCUGCCAAUUUGGACAGUUAUGUGACGCCCUCUAAUGUCAUCAAUGCACAGAAAAACUUGGGUAUCAAUAUUACCCAGCGAGCAGCAAACAGACUGGCAGAAAUCUCGAAAGAGAGUAGCGAGGCCCUUCGAGUUUGUGUAGAGAGUGGUGGCUGCCAUGGAUUCCAGUACAACUUGAAAUUAAUUCCUCGCGAGCAGUUGAAGCUGAGUGGGAGCGGUCAGAAGAACAUGGCCGCUGCUCCAGAGGGACAAGAUGAGGACUUUGAGGAGGACGACGACUUUGAAAGCGGAUUGGAUAUUGUAUACGAACUGCCGGAGCAGGGUGGUCAGGUGGUCAUUGAUGAGAAAUCGCUAAAAGUGUUGAACAAUACGACCCUGACGUAUACCACUGAGCUUAUAGGCUCAACUUUCAAAAUAACUGGUGGAAACAUGAAACACAGUUGUGGUUGCGGGAGCAGCUUCGACGUGGAAAUAUGA
Molecule: messenger RNA, 570 nt
Organism: Lachancea dasiensis
Lineage: Eukaryota; Fungi; Ascomycota; Saccharomycetes; Saccharomycetales; Saccharomycetaceae
Source: the annotation of a GenBank genome assembly